AUGGAGGCUAUGUCUAUGCAGGGACUACCAAAUGGUAGCGGGCCUAUAGACGACCCAAGAGAGGAAACGCCAACGCCGGUAGUGCAUCCUGCCGAAGAACUCAAAAUAGUAAUCCUGAAUGAGGAAUAUCCCGAUCGAUGUGUAAAGAUCGGCACCACCCUAGAUCCCGACCUACGAAUGCAAUUCAUUGACUUCUUGCGGCAUCAGGAGGAGGUCUUCGCCUGGUUUUACGAUGAUAUGCCCGACAUAUCACCUGACGUCAUCAGCCACAAGCUUAGCAUCUCCCCCGUCUAUAAACCAGUCAGACAGAAGCGCCGUUCGUAUGAUGCCGAACGGUAUGAGGCUAUACGUAUCGAAGUUGACAAGCUUAAAGCCAUCGGCUUUAUCAGGGAGGCUACGUACCUUAUCUGGCUUGCCAACUUAGUCAUGGUUCGGAAGACCAAGGGGGGAUGA
This is a messenger RNA of Prunus armeniaca (apricot), 453 nucleotides long. Lineage: Eukaryota; Viridiplantae; Streptophyta; Magnoliopsida; Rosales; Rosaceae. The record is from the annotation of a GenBank genome assembly.